AUGAUGGGACAUGAGAACCACACUUUGAACAGUGACUUCAUCCUUUUAGGACUGUUCUCUUCUUCCAAAACAAGCCUGGUGUCUUUUUCAUUUAUAUUUUUAAUUUUCAUUAUGACUAUAACAGAAAAUGCUCUCAUGAUGCUCCUAAUCCACAGGGAUUCCAGACUCCAUACCCCAAUGUAUUUCCUGCUCAGCCAUCUCUCCUUCAUGGACAUCUUGCAUAUUUCCAACAUUGUGCCUAAAAUGAUUUCUGACUAUUUGUCAGGUAGCAGAACUAUUUCCUUUGCAGGCUGUGGUUUCCAGAUAUUUUUGUCCCUUACCUUGCUAGGUGGUGAGUGCCUUCUCCUGGCAGCCAUGUCCUAUGAUCGAUAUGUGGCCAUCUGCCACCCCCUUCGGUAUCCUAUGCUGAUGAGGGACAACUCAAGUGGGCUCAUGGCUGCAGGUUCCUGGCUUGUGGGGAUCCUUAACUCCAUAGUUCACACAUCUUUUGCACUCCACUUUCCUUUUUGUCACUCGAGGGCCAUUGAUCACUUUUUCUGUGAAGUCCCUGCUAUGUUGAAGUUGUCUUGUGUAGACACAUCACACUAUGAGCGAGGAGUCUACGUGAGUGGCAUUAUUUUCCUGCUUAUCCCCUUUUCAAUGAUCUCCAUAUCUUAUGUGCAAAUUCUCCUCACUGUCUUCCAAAUGCAAUCAGGGGCCAGGCAGAAGUCCUUGUCCACCUGCUCUUUCCACAUGGUAAUGGUCAUAAUGUACUACGGGCCAUUCAUUUUCACGUAUAUGAGACCUCGCUCAUACCAUACUCCAGGCCAGGACAAGUUUCUGGCAAUAUUCUACACCAUCUUGACACCCACCCUCAAUCCCAUAAUCUAUAGCUUUAGAAAUAAAGAUGUCCUCAUAGCUGUGAAAAACAUCCUCCAAAGUAAUUUUCUGAGUAAAAAAUAA
Messenger RNA from Phodopus roborovskii (desert hamster), 942 nucleotides. RefSeq names its product olfactory receptor 2AJ1. The coding region runs from base 1 to 942 and encodes 313 amino acids. The record is from RefSeq and is a predicted model, not a curated record. Gene Ontology annotation, cellular component: membrane. Lineage: Eukaryota; Metazoa; Chordata; Mammalia; Rodentia; Cricetidae. Gene Ontology annotation, biological process: G protein-coupled receptor signaling pathway. The transcript has a single exon. Gene Ontology annotation, molecular function: G protein-coupled receptor activity; olfactory receptor activity.